Molecule: messenger RNA, 2382 nt
Organism: Lathyrus oleraceus (garden pea)
Lineage: Eukaryota; Viridiplantae; Streptophyta; Magnoliopsida; Fabales; Fabaceae
Product: heavy metal-associated isoprenylated plant protein 33
Exons: 3
Coding region: 463-2160 (565 amino acids)
Molecular function (GO): metal ion binding
Source: RefSeq, a predicted model, not a curated record
CAAAAGUUUAACAUGCCACAUGCCAUGGUUAAAAUAGGGUGUUAGCAAACGUAGAAAGUCUCCGAAGAUGAAACUUGAGCAUCAUGUUUACCAAAUACUCCCAUAAAUAAUGGCACAAAAGAAAGAGUGAACAUUUUCAACUCUCUCUCUUUCUCUCUCUCUGUUCUUCUUCUCUCACUCACUCACUCAUGCCUCACAUUUCUCAUCUUUCUCUCUCUCACUUUCACCCUGAAAUACAGGACUCAUUUUAAUGACUACCCACCAUUUUUGAACCUCUUUUUCUCUCACUCUUCUUCUUCACACUCCCUUUUCUCUUCAUUGCUUCUGUCAUCCUUUCCAAAUCUUCCAAACUAUAAAACCUCUCUUUACCUUAAUCUCUUAUAUUUCUCAUAUCACAGUUUCUCAGAUCUGUUCUCACUCUUUCUACAUUUCCUCAUCUUAGUUACAACCCUUUUGUAAAACAUGAGUAAAGAAGAGAUUUUGAAGAUACAGAAAUGUGUUCUCAAAGUGAACAUACACUGUGACGGUUGCAAGCAGAAAGUUAAGAAAAUCUUGCAGAAGAUUGAUGGGGUUUUUACUACUGAGAUAGAUGCUGAGCAAGGGAAGGUGACCGUUUCUGGGAAUGUGGACCCAAAAAUUCUCAUCAAGAAGCUUACAAAAUCAGGGAAACAUGCAGAGCUUUGGGGUGCUCCAAAGGCAAACAACAAUAACCAGAACAAUAACAUUGCGAAUCAGAUGAAGAACAUGCAAGUUGACAAUGGAAAAGGUGGAGGAAACAACAAUAACGGUAACAAGGGUCCAAAGGGUGCUGGAAAUAACCAAAAUCCACCAAAGGGUGGUGGUGGCGGCGGAGGUGGUGGUGGGCAAGGACAGAAUCCUCAACUACAACAACUUCAGCAGCAACAACAACAGCAGCAACAGCUUCAGCAACAGUUGCAGCAUCUGCAACAACUUCAGCAGAUGAAGGGGUUUCAAGAUCUGAAAAUGCCUCAAUUCAAGGACAUGAAUAUGAAGAUGCCACCGGGUAAUCAAAACCCAAAUAUGAAAGCUGUUAAGUUUAAUUUACCUGAAGAUGAUGAUAUGUCUGAUGAGUUAGAUGAGUUUGAUGAUGAUGAGUAUACUGAUGAUGAGUAUGAGGAUGAAAUGGAACAACAUCCUUUGAAUAAGAUGAAGCUUCCAAUGGGUGGUAAUGGUAAUGGUAAUGGUCCUCCUCAUAUGAUGAUGGGUGGUGGAAAUCAUCCACAGCUUAUGAAUGCUCCAAAGGGUGGUGGUGGCGGCGGUGGUGGAAAUCAUCCACAGCUUAUGAAUGGUCCGAAGGGUGGUGGUGGAGGUGGAGGUGGAAAUGGUGGAGGUAAUGGGAAGAAAGGUGGCGGCGGUGGUGGACCUGUGCCUGUUCAAGUCCAUGGCAUGGGUGGUGGAAAUGAUGGUAAAAAUGGAGGAAAGAAAGGUGGUGGCGGUGGUGGUGGUGGUGGAGGGAAUAAUCCAAAUCAAGGUGGAGUUAACAAAAACAAUGGUGGUGGUAAAGGAGGUGGAAUGCCAGAGGGUAAAAAUGGAAACAAGAACGUUGGUGGAGGAGGUGGAGGUGGUGGUAAUGGUGGAAUUCCAAAUAAUAAUGGGGGUAAAAAGGUAAAUGUAAUGGGAGGAGAAGGUGGUUUUCAAGGUAUGAUGAACAAUGGAUUUCCAAACAUGGGUGGUGGUGCUGGUCAUCAUCCUAAUAUGGGCCCCAUGGGCAACAACAACAUGAGUGGUAUCCCAAUGGGAGGUGGUGCAAUGGGAAACAACAUGCCAAUGAUGAACCAAAUGGGAGGAGGUAGUAACAUCCCAGCUGUUCAAGGCCUACCUGCCGCCGCUGCCGGUGUCGGUGGUGGAGGAUAUUUCCAAGGCGGAGGUGGUGGCGGCGGCGCUGGUCAGGAGAUGAUGAUGGGUGGAAAUCCUUACCAACAACAACAAUACAUGGCUGCAAUGAUGAAUCAACAAAGAGCCAUACCUGCUGGUGGAGGAAACGAUAGAUUUCAACCAAUGAUGUAUGCAAGACCACCCAUGGCGGUCAAUUACAUGUAUCCACCACCGUAUAGCUACCCUCCACCACCACAACAUCCUCAAGAUCCAUAUUCCAACUUCUUCAACGACGAAAAUACUUCAAGUUGCAGCAUCAUGUGAAAUGUGACCAAGAACAAGAUCAAGAUUGUGACGAAGCUGACAAGAGAAGAACAAGAACAAGAAGUUUUAAUUUUAGUUUGAUUUUCAAUUUUCUUUUUCUUUUGUCCUUUUUUUUUUCAUCCAAGUUUUUUAAAAGUUAAAAAACCUGAACUUUAAAUUACCAUAGGGGAGUUUUAAUUUAUAGAUUUUAUUAUUAUUAUUAUAUAAUAUAAUAUUUUAUUA